This is a messenger RNA of Phalaenopsis equestris, 627 nucleotides long. Its product is annotated as protein FAR1-RELATED SEQUENCE 5-like. The record is from RefSeq and is a predicted model, not a curated record. The coding region runs from base 1 to 627 and encodes 208 amino acids. NCBI's taxonomy places the organism in Eukaryota, Viridiplantae, Streptophyta, Magnoliopsida, Asparagales, Orchidaceae. The transcript has 3 exons.
AUGUACCUUCCGCAGUACAGGGCCAUUGGCAACGUCCGGCAGGUGGACCUCUUGAACUUGAACAUGGAGUACGACUACAGAGAGUGUCAGUUUAUGUUUGACGUAGUCCAUGACGCAGAAAGAGAAGAUGGGCGUUCUCCUGACAGGAUAGGAGAAGUGGAACUUAAAAUGGAGUUUCGAGAGAGCAAUGCUAGUUGUACCGAGAAAAGAACAAACAUAUUACUCCAAACGUUGGUCCGCAAUGAGAAAAAAACUUAUGAAGUAUAUUGUGCUUACGCUCAUCAUAUUGGAUUCAGUGGUCGUAAGGAUCACACUACGUUUUCGACUAACUCAAGAAUUAUCAAGACGAAGGACUUCAUAUGUGGAAAAGCAGGUUUCAAGAAAGAGCUAAAGAUUACAGAAACUGUUAAAUAUAGAAGAGAAGAAACAAGAACUGGUUGCCUUGCAAUGAUCCGAUACCGAGUUGAUGAGGAAGGCAAUUGGACAGUUAAAAAAUUAAUUGAAUCGCAUAACCACUCAUUAGUGAACCCCGAUGACAAGCACUUGUUGCGUUCCAGGAGAAAGAUAAGCAAAAUAAAUGCAGACGUGCUUAGAUUCAUGACACAGUCUGAGAACUUCCUAGCCUGA